AUGGACUAUCCUAGCGGUCACAGGGAGGCCGUUUAUAUGAACGACUAUUGUAGGUACGUUUUUAGCCUACCUGAAAACUUGUAUAUUAGCAGACAAAAGUCCAUUCGCCUUGUCGUUCGAAGGCACGCCGUCGUGGUUGCAAACUUUACCGAACAUAAGCUCGUCGAAAUUCUGCACUACCUUAUCGGCCAAGGUGUUUUUCGCUACCCAUCCGCUGCUGCACAAGAAUUUCCGAAUCUCCGCGAAGCCGGGAUCACCAUCGGGGUGCAGAGUCCGGCGGAUAUAUCGAUUGAGAACCGCCUCCCUGAGAGCCAGACGCAUGAGAUGACUACAAUCGAUUUGUCGUGGUUAAGGGAUUCAUUCGAUGAUAAUAGUUAUUCCGAUCUCAUCUUGGUCUCCCGCGGCAGACAGUAUAAUGCUCAUCGCGCGAUUGUCUGUCCACAGUCCCCAGUAAUAGCGAAGAAAUGUAAAUUCCAAGACGCAACUCAGGGGGGCACUUUGUGUGAUACUUGUGGAGCCUCGCCCGGAUAUUAUUUCGACUUCCUAGACGAUGACCCUCAAGCUGUGGAUUGUCUAAUCCAAUACUUUUAUCAACAGGACUAUCAGAGCAGCUGCAAUAGUCCUAGAGUAAAGGAUGCUGAGUCAUGUGACGCCGAGCAUGAAGUAUCAGUAUCAUUGUCGGAACAAGACGACAUCGAUGACUCUUAUCCUAUACUCCACGUUAGGGUAUAUGCACUGGCCGAGCUCUAUGGCAUACUUACCCUCAAAAGGCUAGCAUUGGAAAAGUUCAAUAAGACAAUACGAGAAAAUGUGCAGACACAUCGGUUUCUUGCCAGCGUUGAGGAGGCAUAUACGUCUACAGUGCAAGAGGAUCGGGGGCUACGCGAUGCUAUAACAGAAUUCUUCUAUACGCACCCUGACUUAUUGGACGAGGAGAGGGUGCAACACACUCUUCGGAGGACAGAAAACCUGUCAUUUGACAUAGUUAUGUAUUGGCACCAUGAUCACCAAACACCAAAGAAAGCUGUACCUAUCUGGGGCUAUCCCGUAGCUUCUUAA
Fusarium proliferatum ET1 is the source of this 1059-nucleotide messenger RNA. RefSeq lists its product as uncharacterized. The coding region runs from base 1 to 1059 and encodes 352 amino acids. Gene Ontology annotation, molecular function: protein binding. The transcript has 2 exons. The record is from RefSeq and is a predicted model, not a curated record. NCBI's taxonomy places the organism in Eukaryota, Fungi, Ascomycota, Sordariomycetes, Hypocreales, Nectriaceae.